AUGUCUUCCUCAUCUAGUAGGCCUAUAAUAGAUGAAAUUGAUACAAAUAUCACUAUUACACCCUCAAAAUCAACAAACCCUUCGAAAAGGGGCAGACACAACAAAACCUUCGAACAGCGUGCAGAAACAUGGGUUCUACCACCUCCAGUGGAUCGUCCUGUACAGCAUAGAACUACAGAGACUAAACGGAAGGUCAUCAUGUUUCAUGAUUGUCAUCGAAUUCCUGUAUAUGAUCUGGAAACACUUCAAAUUAGUCGAUAUCGCCCCCCUACAAUAGAGGAGAUGUCUAUAUACUUUAAGAUCCCAAGGAGUACUAUAAAUGGUUGGAUACAUAAGAGAGAUACUAUAUUAGGUUCUAAACGUGAUGCUAGAGGGGUACAGCGUCAUUAUAAGCCUCAUUGGCCUGAUCUUGAAGAUCAAUUACACAAAUCCUUUUUGGAAGCUAGAGCUCUAGGCAAGCCUAUUCGACAGGAGUGGUUUGAACAUCAUUCUAGGAGGCUUUGGAAAGAAGCUAAUCCUGAAUGCGAGAGCUUAUUCACCUUUUCUGAGGGGUGGUUUAAAGGCUUUUGCAAGAGAAAAGAGAUAUCUCUUCGAUAUAUCACUCAUACGGUAUCUGAUGGUUGUGACUAAAUUUUGAUCUGAUAACUCCAUACCUUUACGCGUCCUUCAAUGAUCGUCACCGCCGCACAGUUGUCCUUUACUUUCAAGCAAGCAUCAACACUGCGCUGCCCGGCGCUUCUAUCAUGGUUGUGCGCGAUUUCCAAUCCACCAAGAGUUUCGGGACCGACUCGGGACCGAAGAACAUCAUGAUUACUAUACUACAUGUUUUGCGUUUGGAGAAUCGUUCGUUAUGGUAUCUACUCCAGUUUUUAGACUACGCAUAGGCUUGUUGCUUCAGCCAUUUAAAUGGUUGUCUUCAUUAUUUGAGUUAUGGUGGAGAAUGGGCCUGACAGGGCUUGCAAAUAACCUUCAUUUAUGCUUCUAGUAGCCUCGGGACCGGGUGAGCAUGAAGCAUUAAAGCAUUACCAUGUACCGGUACUUAAUACUAGGGAUGAAAAUUCAAUCAAGUAACAGCA
Molecule: messenger RNA, 1076 nt
Organism: Botrytis deweyae
Lineage: Eukaryota; Fungi; Ascomycota; Leotiomycetes; Helotiales; Sclerotiniaceae
Exons: 2
Coding region: 1-630 (209 amino acids)
Source: RefSeq, a predicted model, not a curated record